Messenger RNA from Plasmopara halstedii, 225 nucleotides. RefSeq lists its product as uncharacterized. The transcript is spliced from 2 exons. Bases 1 to 225 code for a protein of 74 amino acids. The record is from RefSeq and is a predicted model, not a curated record. Lineage: Eukaryota; Oomycota; Peronosporomycetes; Peronosporales; Peronosporaceae.
AUGGCGCUUCAAGUCCAAAUCGGCCAGCGUACGAAGGCAAAUACUCUGCGACACAUUAGCCAUCGCAAAGUAUCAGAGGCACCCGUGGUAUUUGUGCGAUAUGAUGGCCUGCGGUAUCAUAAAAUGCUCAUUGAUCGACAUUUAGCGCUCACUAUAAGCGGGUCGCUCAAACGCGCAGUCAAUCAAGGAUUAGCCACGGCGUGGGAAAAGAUUCUGAUGAAUUGA